This is a messenger RNA of Brachypodium distachyon (stiff brome), 3940 nucleotides long. Its product is annotated as transcription repressor OFP13. The record is from RefSeq and is a predicted model, not a curated record. The coding region runs from base 2981 to 3760 and encodes 259 amino acids. Lineage: Eukaryota; Viridiplantae; Streptophyta; Magnoliopsida; Poales; Poaceae. The transcript is spliced from 2 exons. Gene Ontology annotation, biological process: negative regulation of DNA-templated transcription.
CGCAAGCAGAAGCCGCAGUCGCCUGUAGGUGAAUUUCUUGCUACAUCCUCCUCCCUUUCCCCUGUCCUAUCUCUUUAAGCCCCAAGAAGAUUCCAAAUUGCAGUGCUAUUAUACGUCUAAUUAAUGGUGUCUAGCUAAUUACAAUACCUUCUGGAUUGACUUCUUGACACUUGAUGUAGAGAACUGUCGGUGAUCAGUUGUGAUCUUUAAUUAAAUUAGUCACAGGGAACUGUCACUGCAUUGAAUUUGGAAGCCGAAUAGUGCAAUAUUUAUGUCUUCCAAUUUCUGGUCUGUACUCUGAUUAUGAAUUUAUACACUAUUUCAGCUCUCCAGUGUUAGGUAUUACUAUUCUUUCCCUGGUGGGUGGAGAAGAAAUUACAAGGGUAGUAGUGUCAGGAAACAACUAAACAUGAUUCGAAUGAUCCGAGCAUCAAAAUUACUGGUUAAAAGACUUAGGAAUUAGUGCAUGAGAGCUAACGAAAUGGAGUGAUAUAACUUGGUGGUGUAGGCUGUGCUGCUUAUGGUUUUACAGCUGCGGAGAUAGGAAAGAGUCGAUGAAUGCUCAAAGGAUCACUUACAGGUUGCGAAGGUACUUUAGAUCUAUAUGGUUGAAAUCAAGAGAAUAAAAAGGUGCAAAUCAGAUUUGGGAUCUCACAGAGGUAUUAAUACCGGUACAUUAUGCAUUUGUUAAAUUUUUGGUCCUUUCUUUCCAUUGGCUGUAACAAACCACAGGUGAGAUGGUUUACAGUUUGUGGCCUCUCAGAAAUUCCCAUCAAUUAUUUCAAGCUUUUUGUUGUAACUUGGAUAAAUAUUUCAAGUUAUUUUCGGCAUACUUUCUGAAUGGUAUUGCGGUAUUAAUAUAAGCACAUUGCACUCUUUAAGUUUCUGCAUCAUUCUUCUAUGUACGAUGUCACAUAUGAAGUAAUCUAAAAUUUGUGUCCCGUCAAAGAAUUGCAGAGCAAUUAUUUUCAGCUUCUCCGAAUAUCAACUUGGAUCUGAUCUGUUUUACUCGUGGAGCGAAUAUCAUUUGGCAUUAGGUGUAAAUACUCCUUUUAGUGCAGAGAAUAAAAAUUCCAGUGACAACUAUACAUGCUGUUUUGAAUUACCAUCACUGUUAGCUGAGUGAAGCAAGAAAAAGUAUUUUGAGUUGUAUAUUGUUUUCUCUUCGCUGUGAUAUGUUUGAGGUCUCUUUUUUUCUUGGUCUUCAUGUUGAAUGAAAUAUAUCAUAAAUACAUAUUGAUGAUAUCACAAUCUAUGUUUGAUGACCAAACCGAGGUGACAAUACAAUAAGAAAUCUAAGGUGACAAAUAUUACUCAGUGCUCUGUAACUUUGGUUUAGAGUAGGUCAAAAUGAUCAAUUGAUCAUAAUAGUUACUCUUAGUUUUAAACUAAGAGAUAAAACCAUGUGCCAGCAAUUAGCAAGUGUUAGAUAGUAAAACUGUGUACAAACUUCUUCAUCCAUGUGAUUUGUAGGUGUUGUCACAACUGAAUAGUUAAUAUGGGAAGGUGUAACUGGAGACAGACUUGUACCUAGCGAUCAGUUGAAAGACUUGUAUUUUAUCUAGCAUAGACAAAUGUGAUGCUUCUACAGCUAUAAGGUGCAGAGAAUAUACUUAAUUUCCCAUUAGUAUCACUCACUUUUAUUCAUCUUGUAUCAGGAGCUUGAUCUUCGAGUGGCUGGUUGUGUUUGUGUGUGUGUGUGCCCCUAAGGUAAGUCAUCAUAGCUGGGAGCCUGGAAUUCAUGGACAUGCUAAUCUAACAGUGUGAUAUUAGAAGAUUUCCCCUUGGUGAGGUCCUACAAACAUUCAUGAGUUGGUGUGGUUGUGCCAACCAAAUUGUUUCGCAUGGAGAUUUCUAUUUGACAUCCUUUAUCUGCUUCAUUGAAGUAACUGAUGAAAUUUAAUUAUUUUGUCAACGAUAUAAAAUAUCGAAACAUAUUAGUUGUUUUAUUACUCAAUCUAAGUGCUUCCCCUUUUCCACAUAAAUUACUGCCAACAAUCCUAAAAAAGUUUGAUCAUGGCGGAGGGAAGACAGGCAUACAGUUUGACUUCUCUUGGCACUGAUUUCUUUUGCGGCGCUUCUCAAUAGGAUCAAUAUUUGUAUUAUUUAAACCCCACUGUCAUUUUUUCUUCAAGAACUUAUCUAGCAAGUGCCUCUAGAAGUUUUUUACGGACUGUAGGUGAUGACUUCAUUUCUGACUUAUCAAUUUAAUAUCGUGUGUAAAGUCUCGACGUGAAAAUAAACUUGGAUGCUGCUGCUUUAGUUUUCAACGCCAAUUGACGGUAAUAAAAAACAAUUUGCUUGACAAAUAUAGUUCUAAAAACAUGUUCUAUAUUUUAAGACGUGCACGCUCACUAGUUAGGUGUAGAUAGAUGUAGAUGUAGAUAGAUCAGAUCCUUGCGGAUUUCCAUUCGCGAGACAAAGGUUGCCUUCGCAGUUUCGAUCGAUGGCUCCAUAUCAUAUCUGGUUAUCAGCGUUGUCCUCUUCCCCGUGUCCUGCAGUUUUGUGUUGUGCGCAUAUGUACAGCAGGUAGUACUACUACGGACUACGGAGUACACUAUGUCCACAGAAGAUGUCAUCGUAUUGUGUUUCCUCGCAGAACUCCUUUAAAACCAAACUACCACGACUGCAGGUAGCCAUGUAUAAUACUUCCUUCCUCUGUCCUAAAUUAACUGUCGUGAAUUUAUACAGAUUCUUAUACGAACGGAGUGAGUAAGUAAUAACCCGAGCUGGUUUUGAAGCCACACACCAAACCCUUCUUCUCCUUCCUUGUCCUCCUCCUCCCGACCUUCACUCGUAGCCAAGCUACCCCUUUUGAUUCUCUUUAGUUCAAACAAAUGAACUAGUUUUCUAAAAAGUUAUGUCAUUUUAAAAUUUUAUUUCAUUUGAUUGAACUAAGAAGCGUCGAUGGGUACCCUGAGGGUCCCAGACUUGCAGCUCUAAAGCUGCCUAGACAGUAGACACCGUCAGAUGUACACAAAUGGUCACCAGGAAGCUGGCCUUGGGCUCCCUCUUCCACACCAAGGCCGCCAAGGUCGACGCCACCUCGUCGUCAUCAACACCCCGCGACCCGGCCGCCGCGGCACCCGCAUGGGCGUGGCCGUCCUGCAAGCUCCCCAGAACGCAGUCCUUCCACCACGCCGCCCCACCGCCGCCCGGCGCUCCAAGGACACUCGCCUCCAUCUUCCUCGACUCGGCCGAGAGCUCCUUCACGAGCUCCUCCGCGCGGCAGCACGAAGACGACUGCUCCGCCGACGACAGCCUCUCCUCAACGGCGUCCGAGGCCUCAGCUGCGGGCGAGGCUGACGACGGCGCCAUCGUCGUGGGAGGCCUCCGCAUCCGCUCCUCCGACCGGCUCCUCUUCGACCCGGCGGCGGGCGCGUCGGCCACGAGCUCCAUCCUCGAGGAGAAACCGUGGGCCGCCCGCGCCCGUGCCCGUGACCACGAGGUGUUCGUGGGCGGCCUGGCCGUGGCGUUCGAGUCGGCGAACCCGUACCGGGACUUCCGGGCGUCCAUGGAGGAGAUGAUGGACGCCGCGCACGGCGUUGGGGCGGGCUUCUUGGGCUGGGGCUGGGGCUGGCUCGAGGAGAUGCUCGGGUGGUACCUCCGCGCCAACGGCGAGGACACGCACGGCGCCAUCGUGGCGGCCUUCAUCGACGUCAUAGUCGCCAUCGCCGACCGGCAGGCCCGCUGUGCGUGCUCGUCCCGGAGUUCUUCGUGCACGUCCGUGGAUCGAGAGUUGGGGGAGGAGCCCCGAUAAGACGAAGCUAAAAUACUCCGGUGUAAUAACAGCCUCUGUGGCUCUCGUCAUUUGUGUUGAGGUAAACUACUGUCGUGUCGAUCAGUAGUACCUCGGUGGUAUCAGCAUGAGCGUGCGCAUGUCAACUUUGUUGAGCCAAGAUGCAUGAAAAUGAAAAUUGCAGAGUCGGUUAGUCAAUUA